Lathyrus sativus (Indian pea) is the source of this 1146-nucleotide messenger RNA. The record is from the annotation of a GenBank genome assembly. NCBI's taxonomy places the organism in Eukaryota, Viridiplantae, Streptophyta, Magnoliopsida, Fabales, Fabaceae.
AUGCUUGGUUUGAAGUCUCAGAAAAUUGAUUGUUGUGUGAAUGGGUGCAUGUUGUACUACAAAGAUACGAUUGCAGAUCGAGAGUGUAGGUUUUGCCAUGAACCACGAUAUGCUCCUCGUAAGCCUGGGAUGGGUAAUUACAAUGACGUUCCGGUUAAGAGAAUGCACUACUUACCAAUCACUCCAAGGUUAAAAAGAUUGUAUGCCUCAAUAGAAACUGCAAAAGAUAUGAUAUGGCAUCAUCAUAAUAAUUCAAGUUCAUGUGUUUUACGUCAUCCAUCUGAUGGUAAAUCUUGGAAGAAUUUUGAUGAGAUACAUCCGGACUUUGCGAAUGAACCAAGAAAUGUGAGGCUAGGUUUAUGUUCUGAUGGUUUUACACCAUACAUUCAGGCAUCUUCAUCCCCAUAUUCUUGUUGGCAUGUGAUUGUGACACCAUAUAAUCUCCCCCCUGAAUUGUGCAUGACUAAACCAUUUAUGUUUUUAACAUGCCUCAUACCAGGACCACAUAAUCCAAAAGCUCACAUUGAUGUGUACUUACAACCAUUAAUAGACGAGCUUCAGAACUUGUGGAAUCAAGGGGUUUUGACUUAUGAUAUCCCCACUCAACAAAACUUUGUAAUGAAGGCAGCAUUAAUGUGGAUAAUUAAUGACUUUCCAGCUUACGGUAUGUUAUCAGGGUGGAGUACUCAAGGCAAGUUGGCAUGUCCAGUGUGUAUGGAUGGAAAUAAGGCUUUUACACUGGAAUAUGGUGGAAAAAAUUCGUGGUUUAAUUGUCACCGUAGGUUCUUACCACGUAAUCAUGCCUUUCGAAGAAGUAAGAAAAGGUUCACAAAAAAUAAAGUUGUGAAGGAAGAGCCACCUUCUAUAUUGACAGGAGAAGAAAUAUAUCGUUGGGUUCGUGAUCUUUGGGAACUUGUAGACAAUCGAGUUUCUAAAUUAAAAGGAUAUGGAGAAAGCCAUAAUUGGUCUAAACUAAGCAUAUUUUGGGAUCUUCCAUAUUGGAAAGACAAUUUAUUAAGGCACAAUCUAGACGUGAUGCACAUUGAGAAAAAUUUCUUCGAUAAUGUGUUUAAUACAGUCAUGAAUAUUAAGAACAAGACAAAGGACAAUGAAAAAGCUAGAAUGGACUUGGCCAUCAUUUGUUAA